Macroventuria anomochaeta is the source of this 414-nucleotide messenger RNA. RefSeq lists its product as uncharacterized. NCBI's taxonomy places the organism in Eukaryota, Fungi, Ascomycota, Dothideomycetes, Pleosporales, Didymellaceae. The coding region runs from base 1 to 414 and encodes 137 amino acids. The record is from RefSeq and is a predicted model, not a curated record. The transcript has 2 exons.
AUGUUCUGCCUCCGCAGCUGGAUACCCGUACUUUUCUUUCUACUCCGCACAAAUGCUUCGCCCGUGUACCUAGUCCUCUUUAUCUCCGCGACAUACUUCCUCAACCGGCCCUGCGUCUACUGCUCGUUACUCCUCUUCAUACUCGUCGUCGCGCUAUUCGACUUCCACACGCCAUGGUUCGAUCCGCCGCUCCCCGACACAGCAGGGCUGGCACGCAACGAGACAACGCCGCUACUCGAGACAGCUGGUGUCUUUGCGCAAGCGGCUACAAAUAGCGCACACGAGCUGGUCAAGGGCGCAGUUGACGGAGUAAGAGGGAAAGCGAGUGUAGGUGCAAUGAACGAGUGGGUGAAGGGUCUAUUGGGCAAGAAGGAGUGGAGGAUACAGUGCUUGGACGUCUUGAUCCGGAUAUAG